AUGAAAUCUUAGAAUUCUAAAAAACCUAAUCUGAAGAUUACACUCAAUAAGAAAUCGGUGGCAUAAUUGGUGCAAUCAGACAAGCCUCCAAGUUCUAAAUGUUCUUAGAAAACAACAUCAUCGAAUGGAAAGACAACUGCUUCAUCCAAGUAGUUGUGUUUCAAAUUCCAAGACAACUAUUCAACUGCUAACCCAUCGGUUAUUUCAGAGGGCGAGAAGAAAUCACUCGAUCCAGAUCAAUCAUAACUGAUUUAAUUGCUGAUUCAAGAAAAUUUGUAAUUGCAAAAGCAAAACUCAGACAAAGACACCAUUAUUUCUAAACUUAUUACAAACAAAAAACCAGUCAUUUUAUAAAGAGCCAAUACAUCAAAUACCGAGAGGAGUCCUGAAAAAUGCUUUUAAAUAAAAAAGUUGCAGCAAAACACUUGUCAGAAGAAAUCGAUUUCUCCUCUCGGCUUCACGUUUUGUAACGUUGAUUAGGAGGACGAAGAAAAAGUCAUCCAAAGUCAACCAAUGACGAGGUCUCAAAAGAGACUUCCCAAAGAGUUUUAAAUUGUACCAAAUCAGAGACGGUUUUUCAUCUGA
This is a messenger RNA of Paramecium tetraurelia, 585 nucleotides long. RefSeq lists its product as uncharacterized. The record is from RefSeq and is a predicted model, not a curated record. Lineage: Eukaryota; Ciliophora; Oligohymenophorea; Peniculida; Parameciidae. The transcript has 4 exons.